Brassica oleracea var. oleracea is the source of this 3143-nucleotide messenger RNA. RefSeq names its product phytosulfokine receptor 1. The record is from RefSeq and is a predicted model, not a curated record. Lineage: Eukaryota; Viridiplantae; Streptophyta; Magnoliopsida; Brassicales; Brassicaceae. Bases 212 to 3028 code for a protein of 938 amino acids. Gene Ontology annotation, molecular function: ATP binding; protein binding; protein kinase activity. Gene Ontology annotation, biological process: protein phosphorylation; hormone-mediated signaling pathway. The transcript has a single exon. Gene Ontology annotation, cellular component: plasma membrane.
UAUUUCUCUCUCUCUCUCUCCAUAUCUCUUCUUUUGCUUCAUCUUCAUUGAUCGUCAUGGCAAGAACCAGAAACAGAAACCCAUAAAUUGUAUCCUCUCAGCUUUCUCAACGGUUUUCUUGAAUUUUAACUAGAAAGAGCCUCUGCUUCUUCGUCUUCUUCUCUCUCUCCAUCAUCAAAACAUCUUAAAGCUUCUUCCUCUUCUCAUCAAAAUGCGUGUUCAUCGCUUGUGGGUGAUCGUCAUCUUCCUCACAGAGCUACUACUAUGCUUCCGCCCCUCGGAAUCCCAGACCCCCCUCACGUGCCACCCACGUGACCUCAACGCCUUGCGCGACUUCAUAACCAACCUCGAACCAAAACCAGAAGACUGGCUCGCCAACGACAAUUGCUGCAGCUGGACCGGGAUCACCUGCAACUCUUCCUUCACCGGAAGAGUCACAAAACUAGAACUCGGUAACAAAAAGCUGUCGGGCACCCUGUCGGAAUCUCUAGGAAACCUCGACCAGAUCAAAGUCCUCAACCUCUCACGGAACUUCAUCAAAAAGUCGAUCCCUCUCUCCAUCCUCACCUCGCCGACUCUACAAACCCUCGACUUGAGCUUCAACGAUCUCUCCGGAGAGAUCCCACAAGCCCUAAACCUACCGUCUCUGCAAAGCCUCGACCUUUCCACAAAUAACUUCAACGGGUCCUUGACUCGUUCCAUCGGUAACCUCUCUAGCCUCGUUCGUCUCGAUGUCUCGUGGAACUCGUUUUCAGGUGAGAUCCCUGACGUGUUCCGCGAGUUGACUCGGUUGAAGUAUCUCUCAGCUCAGACGAACAGACUAAGCGGAGGGAUACCUAGAUCGUUAGCGAGUUCACGGACGUUAAAUCUGCUUAACUUAAGGAACAACUCGUUAACGGGUCCGUUACUGUUGAACUGCACGGCGAUGGUUGAGUUAAACUCUCUCGAUUUAGGUACUAACCGGUUCAACGGCCGGUUACCUGAGAAUCUUUCGGUUUGCAAACGGUUAAAGAACGUUAACCUGGCGCGAAACGGUUUCCGUGGAGAAGUCCCAGAGAGCUUCAAGGACUUCCAGAGCCUAUCUUACUUCUCCUUAUCCAACUCUAGCUUGGUUAACAUCACGUCCGCGCUUAGGAUACUUCAGAACUGUAAAAACUUAACGGCGCUUGUCCUCACGUUAAACUUUAACGGAGAGGCGUUACCUCCUGACGACGCGAGUAUUGUUGGGUUCGAGAAGCUUAAAGUGCUCGUAGUUGCGAAUUGUAGGCUAACCGGUUCGGUUCCGAGAUGGUUAAGCUCGAGUAGGGAUCUUCAGCUGCUGGAUCUCUCUUGGAACCGGUUAACCGGAGCUAUACCGAGCUGGAUUGGUGAUUUCAAUUAUCUAUUCUACUUGGAUCUAUCCAACAACUCGUUUACAGGAGAGAUCCCAAAGAGCCUUACUCAACUCCAGAGUCUGACAAGUGGAAGCAUCUCAUUGGACGAACCGUCUCCUGACUUUCCUUUCUUCAUGAAGAGGAACGAGAGCGCAAGAGGUUUACAGUACAAUCAGAUCGUUGGUUUCCCGCCAACUAUUGAGCUUGGUAAUAACAACCUCUCUGGACCUAUCUGGGAGGAGUUUGGUGAUUUGAAGAAGCUUCAUGUGUUUGAUCUGAAGUGGAAUGAGUUGUCUGGUUCUAUCCCUAGCUCGCUCUCUGGUAUGACAAGCUUGGAGCUUCUUGAUCUUUCUAACAACCGUCUCUCGGGAUCCAUCCCUGGUUCUUUGCAGAACCUGACAUUUCUGUCUAAGUUUAGUGUCGCUGGUAACAAUCUGUCUGGAAGGAUACCUUCUGGUGGUCAGUUUCAGACGUUCCCAAACUCGAGUUUCGAGUUUAACAACCUCUGCGGGGAACGUAGGUUCCCCUGUUCCGGAGAAGCGAGUUCUGCCGGAACAACAUAUAUCAAACAUUCAAGAAGAAGAAGCAGAGGAGGUGAGAUUGGUAUGGCUGUUGGGAUCGCGUUCGGUUCGGUCUUCCUUCUCACUCUUUUAGCUUUGAUCGUGUUGCGUGCGCGUAGACGGUCAGGGGAAGUUGAUCCGGAGAUAGAAGAAGAGAGCAUGAACCGGAAAGAAAUCGAAGAGACUGGUUCUAAGAUUGUGGUGCUGUUUCAAAACAAUAAUGAUAAUGCUCUCUCCUAUGAUGAUCUUUUGGACUCUACAGACAGCUUUGAUCAAUCCAACAUUAUCGGCUGCGGCGGGUUCGGUAUGGUUUACAAAGCAGUGUUACCAGACGGGAGAAAAGUAGCGAUCAAACGGUUAUCAGGAGACUGCGGUCAGAUCGAAAGAGAGUUCAAAGCAGAAGUUGAAACACUCUCGAGAGCGCAACAUCCAAAUCUUGUUCUACUCCAAGGGUUCUGUUUCUACAAUACCGACCGGCUUUUGAUCUAUUCUUACAUGGAGAACGGAAGCUUAGACUACUGGCUACACGAGCGCAACGACGGUCCAGCUUUGUUGGACUGGAGAACUCGGGUUCGAAUCGCUCAGGGAGCUGCAAAGGGGUUGUAUUACUUGCAUCAAGCUUGUGAGCCUCAUAUAUUGCACCGUGACAUUAAGUCCAGCAACAUUCUUCUAGACGAGAACUUUGAUUCUCAUUUAGCGGAUUUCGGAUUAGCUAGGCUUAUGAAUCCUUACGAGACGCAUGUUAGUACUGAUUUGGUUGGGACUUUGGGUUAUAUUCCUCCUGAAUAUGGGCAAGCUUCGGUUGCUACUUAUAAAGGUGAUGUGUAUAGCUUUGGAGUUGUGCUUCUUGAGCUUUUGACUGAUAGAAGACCGGUGGAUAUGUGUAAACCCAAGGGAGGGAGGGAUUUGAUCUCGUGGGUUGUUAGGAUGAAGAGUGAGGGUCGAGCUAGUGAGGUUUUUGAUCCGUUCAUUCAUGGUAAAGAGAAUGAGAAAGAGAUGGUUAGGGUUCUUGAGAUUGCUUGUUUGUGUUUGAGUGGAAACCCUAAACAGAGACCAACGACUGAACAGUUGGUCUCUUGGCUUGAUCAUGUCUAGAAGGUGGACUCUAAUCUUCACAGAGACAGGGAUACAUUUUGUAGGGAGUCAUUUCUAUACUUUUGAGAUACAGUGUAAAUAGUUUCCAGAGAAUAAUUUGCUUCAUUUUAAUCUU